UGCGGCUAUAUAAAACUAUUACUAGUUAAUAAUUACAAAUUACAAGAAAAAAUCACAGUCUAUCAAAUACAUUUUUCUUAAAUUUCAUCUGGAUCUAGAUCGAGAGGCAAUGAAAUUUUUAAUUGUUGUCAGAUUUAUGUCUAUUUUCUUUUGUCUCGUUGCUAAGCUACCGAAUAUAAACGAAUACGAAAGUAAAGGAACGGAUGAAGGUAAUUUACUUAAAAAGAAAAGGAAAGCAAUUGGUCAACUUAUUCCCAUUUCUUUUUUUAAAAAAAGUCCCACCUUUGAUAAGUAAUAUUUCUGCAUUUAUCAUUAGCAGUCAUUCUUAUUAUAAUUAAUUAAAUAAUAACAAUAGUAAAUAGUUUUCUAAGUGAUAAAUUUGCUAUGGAAGAUUUCCAAACUUCUGAUAUCAGACAACUAGUAAAUUUAUUGACUUUUGAGGAGGAUAAUGAUUCAGAUAUUGAUAAUUCUGAUUAUUUAUCAACUAAAAAAAGAAGUAUAUAUUCAGAGAAGAUGAAUAAAAAUAUGGAAAAUAAUAGUACGAACCAAACGGAAAUUGACAAUAAACCCAAUUAUUACUCUAAAUUAGAUAAAUCAAAAAACAUAUGGGAGGAUGAUGAAGUGCCAGAUGAAGAUUAUGAUGAGAUUCAAAUGAAAGAGGAACCAAAAUAUGAUAUGAUUUACCAGCAAAAUGUUACACCUGAUGAUAUGUUCUUGCAGCUUGAUGGUAAAGGACCAGGUUCCAACAACUGUGAAUGUUUAUUAAUAAAGAUAAAAUUAGAAGAUGUAAACUCAAGUGAUGAAAUCACAUUAAAGAUAUCAAAUGUUUCAGUGAUAUGUAAAACCAAUAAGUACUAUUUGGAUUUAAAUCUUCCUAAGCAUGUGGAUCCAGAAAAAUGCUCUGCUAAAUGGAAUCAAUCAAGUAGAAUUUUAGAUGUAAAGCUUCUACUUGAUGACAAAGAACUGUUUUUGUAAUAUUUAUGAAUUUUUCUCAUAAACAAUAUGAAUUUCUUCUAUAAUUUAAAUCUUAGAAAAAAAAACACAUAGUAAUAUCAGCCAUAAUUAGAAAUAAUCUAGUUCAAAUAAUUAUAAAACAUAGUUUAUAAUUAAAACAUAGUUUUAUAAUGAAUGUCAUUAAAAAAGUAAUAAAUCAAACAUUUGAAUCAUAAUUUUGAGUAGAUAAAAAUAU
This is a messenger RNA of Argiope bruennichi, 1189 nucleotides long. RefSeq lists its product as uncharacterized. Lineage: Eukaryota; Metazoa; Arthropoda; Arachnida; Araneae; Araneidae. Bases 385 to 975 code for a protein of 196 amino acids. The record is from RefSeq and is a predicted model, not a curated record. Gene Ontology annotation, molecular function: protein-folding chaperone binding; dynein intermediate chain binding. Gene Ontology annotation, cellular component: cytoplasm. The transcript is spliced from 2 exons. Gene Ontology annotation, biological process: axonemal dynein complex assembly.